AUGGCCCCAGCACCACCGACGGAGACCGACAUCAAUCCUUACGAGCUCCUUGGAAUCUCGCAAGAGGCAACGGAGGCUGAGAUACGAAGUGCUUACCGCUCGAGGUCACUCAAAGUCCACCCAGAUAGGAAUAGAAAAGACCCAGACGCAGCUCGGAAAUUCCAUGAACUCACGAAUGCAUCCAAUCUCUUACUCGACCCUCUUCGUCGCCUCGCUCUCGACGCACAGCUCAGACUCGCUUCCGCAAAGAAAGCGCGCUUCGCUGCAUACGACGCAAAGCGAAAGAAUCUCGUGUUUGAACUCGAGGAACGCGAACGAGAAUUUAAGAAAACCCGUCUAGAGAAGGAGAAGGAGAAGUUCGCAAAGGAGAGUGAGAACGAACGUGUGAAAGAGGCUGGAAGACGGCUUAGGGAAGAAAGGGAAAGGGAGCUUGAGGAGCGGGACAGAGCAAAGUCAGUAAGGGCAUACCGGCAGGCAGAACAGGAAGACAUGGACGUGGACGCCCCGCCACCGCUCGGACCCUAUGAUACGACCAUCCGCAUCAAAUUCCCCCUCGCUAAAUAUCCAACGCUUGAUGCUCCCUCUGCCCUAGCGGCUCAUUUUCAACGGUUUGGAGCCAUUGAUGAAGACGCCAUCGUUCUAUCAGUCAAAGCAAAGAAGCCGGGGAAAAGGCAGAAGUCUGGUGCUCCAGAUCAGGACACCUCCAACGAACUGGGCAACGCGAAGAUGUUGGUGAAUGCUCUUGUGACUUUCACGCAAAUCAGCGCUGCAUUUGGAGCGGUCUCCAGCGGCCCAAAGCUCAAGGAGGAGGGCAUGGAAGUUGCAUGGGCAGGUGGCUCUGAGCCACCUAUAUUGCAAUGGCUACGUGACCGCGGUGAGCUUGGCGGAACGACAGGCAGUUCCAGUCCCCAAGCACCAGGUCCCGAUGAUACCACUGCGGCGGAACAAGAGACCACGAAGGGCCAAGCAGACAGUAGUAAAUUUUCUACGUUUCCCUCUACUUUCCCUUCCACGUUCCCUCCCUCCCGUUCACCCUCGGUGGCAACCAAGACAAAUAACACCAUGGAUUACGAGUCACUCACUCUCCUACGCAUGCGAGAAGCGGAACGCGCAAGGUUGGAGCGUGAAAUAUUAGAGGCUGAGGCAAGGGAGGAGUCGUGA
Messenger RNA from Pisolithus orientalis, 1161 nucleotides. RefSeq names its product DnaJ domain-containing protein. The coding region runs from base 1 to 1161 and encodes 386 amino acids. Gene Ontology annotation, cellular component: spliceosomal complex. The record is from RefSeq and is a predicted model, not a curated record. Lineage: Eukaryota; Fungi; Basidiomycota; Agaricomycetes; Boletales; Pisolithaceae. The transcript has 4 exons. Gene Ontology annotation, biological process: spliceosomal complex disassembly.